UUGUGUGUGUGUGUGGCUAACCGAUCGUGCAAGCACCCCUUUUGUGUGCCCAUUGCCGACGCCAUGCUGUCGCGGCUCUGGGGCAUGAUCACCGGCAAGCGCCCGCCGGGCAGCUCGGAAGUCCGAGAAAGGGCCGAGGAAGGCGGAGAGCCGCCGGCGAAGCGGCGAGCGGGGUCGCCCAGGUCCACGUCUUCAGCGUCCAGAGGGAACACACCCGGCCAGGCGGCAAGCAGCAAGCCCCAGCAAUUCUACAUCGGCGGCCCCGAGUUCAAGCUCCUGCUGCUGGGGGACGGCCAAACGGGCAAGACCUGCUUCGUGCAGCGCCACCUCUCCGGGGAGUUCCCGCAGGUGUACCGGCCCACCGAGGGAUGCGAGAUGAGGAAGUUGAAGGUCUCUACGAGUCAGGGCCCGGUGCUUUUUAACAUCUGGGACACCGCGGGGCAGGAGCAGUUCUCCGGGCUGCGGGAUGGCUACUUCAUAGGCUCACAGUGCGCCAUGGUCUUCUUCGACGUCACCAAGCGCGAGAGCCACCAAAACGUGGCGCGCUGGGUGAGUGAAGUGAGGAAGGUGACGGGGGAUAUCCCCAUCGUGGUCGUCGGCAACAAGAUUGACCUUCCCCGCAUAGUGAAGGCUCAGGAGGGCUCGCUGCUGAUGCGGAAGCUGAAGGUUCAGUACUACGAUCUCAGUGUGAAGACUCGCUUCAACCUGGAGAUGCCCUUGCUGUGCCUUGCGCGGCGCCUGCUGCACGACAACUCACUGAAGCUAGUGGCGGAGGAGGGCCAGUUGCCGAGGACGCCCAGCGCGCCCAGCAGCCGCCAGCGCAGGCAAGCUGAGCUGGAUUUGGCCCGGGCCACCAACGUGCCCAUAGAAGAUGAUGACGACGAUCUCUAGCGGUCAAUAGAGGGCCGAAGAGCAGGUCAAGCAGCGUGUUGGGUCCC
Molecule: messenger RNA, 938 nt
Organism: Effrenium voratum
Lineage: Eukaryota; Dinophyceae; Suessiales; Symbiodiniaceae
Source: the annotation of a GenBank genome assembly